Austrofundulus limnaeus is the source of this 752-nucleotide messenger RNA. RefSeq names its product mitochondrial ribosomal protein L54 (gene mrpl54). The transcript has 2 exons. The record is from RefSeq and is a predicted model, not a curated record. Gene Ontology annotation, cellular component: mitochondrial large ribosomal subunit. Lineage: Eukaryota; Metazoa; Chordata; Actinopteri; Cyprinodontiformes; Rivulidae. The coding region runs from base 275 to 541 and encodes 88 amino acids. Gene Ontology annotation, molecular function: structural constituent of ribosome.
UGUCUCUUCAAAACGCAUCAACAAAAAUUAAAAACUGGAAGAUGAGGCUGUAGCUAACGACCUGACGGCAGCCCGAUAUGUUGAAAUUUAUAGAAAUAACGAAGCAGGAGGAAAUUACAAGCAAACGCACCGAGCAGCCUUGCAAAAUCUGGUCACAGCAGUUUGGGAAGAAAACGGCAGCAGCUGCUGACAAAAUGUCAACAUCCCUACAGAAAUCAUCUAAAUAUUGAAUUCUUUCCUUUUUCUUUUUUCAGGGUUCAAAAAGGGUAGAGCUAUGGCGACAGAGGAGCUGAAGGAGCCAGAGGUGUGUAAAGAUGCAGUCCGACUUACAACCUAUGCAGUGGGGGUCAACAUCCUAAAACAGGGAGAAGACCCUAAACUGAAGCCUCGUGAGGAAUACCCUGACUGGUUGUUCGAGCUGAACUUGGGGAAACCCCUGACACUCCAGGAUCUGGAACCUGGCUCCUGGGCGUAUUAUAGACGUCUCCGGAAGGAAAACAUUUGGCGUUACCACAAACUUAGUAAAGUGAAGAGGUUUUAGACCUGUAAGGGCUGAGCUGUAGAUUAUUUCUGUUCAUGGGGAUUCUUCAGAGUCUGGAUUGAAAUGACCGUGAAAGUGACGUGACUCAUGUUCAGGCAUUUAGAUAAACUCUUUCUCUUGUUAUUCACGCAAACAUCAUGCUGUAGUGACUGUGCUGUUUUGUUUUUAACGUAAUUACAAUUCAGUAACACAAAUAAAAUAAAAAUUGUAA